This is a messenger RNA of Alternaria atra, 1290 nucleotides long. RefSeq lists its product as uncharacterized. The coding region runs from base 1 to 1290 and encodes 429 amino acids. Lineage: Eukaryota; Fungi; Ascomycota; Dothideomycetes; Pleosporales; Pleosporaceae. The record is from RefSeq and is a predicted model, not a curated record. The transcript has a single exon.
AUGGAAAUUGUGCAGGUAAAUCCUGCAUCUGGUCCAGGAACACGGAAACCCCGUCCUGUUUUGGUACCAAUCAUGCUGCCAGAUGGGCUUGCCAGAUCUGCUUACAGCGAAAAGACCAUUGCGACUUUCCUGAGUAUGUACAAUCCACAGGGAGUAGUUCACGCCACCAACACAGACGCAAAAGAGUUUGUGAACUUGUUGCCCCUGCUUAGUACGCGCGAUAAAGCACUACAGAUGGCUGCUUUGGCAGUCGGCAUAACACAGCUUGGGAUAACUUCGAACAACGAAAACCUUACGCGGCAGGGAAGAACAUUGUACGGUAAAGCUCUCAAGGAAACGGCAGUAGCUCUACAGUACCCUGCUCGAGCGAGUAGCGAGUCGCUCCUUGUUGUACCGCGGGUCAUGGCUCUCUUCGACAUGUUGUUCGGCGCGGAACCAAACACGACCAACCAGGCGAAGAGCUGGCUCAGCCAUUGUGAAGGCGAACUAGCCAUGGUUGUCAGUCGUGGCCCUGAGAUAUUCGCGGAGAACGACGUAGCACAUUUACUCUUCACCAACGCAAGGUAUCGACUACUUGGGCCGGCUACUCGCGCCAGAAAACCAACGAUAUUGAAUGAGGAAAAGUGGAAGACAAUACCCUGGAAGGGACGAAUCAAGACAUCCGAUGAUAUUCUGAUCGAUAUCCUCUGUGGCAUACCCGAGCUCUUGGAAGCCGUGGACAAGUUACAGUUUCAAUGUAUGAGCGAGCAAGAGAAAGAAGGGCUGCAAGUAUACACGAUAGCAAGAUGCUGGACACUGCACUUCGAGCUGGAAGCUUGGGUCAGUACCAAAGCGAACGCUAUCUAUACACCUGAGAUUGUCAACAACUUAACACCUAUCAACUUCCCCAACAUUGACAUUGCCUGCGUCUCAGUACGCUACUGGCUAACAGCUCUCUUCAUAUACUCUUCCCUCGACAUCGCAAAUGGCAUUGAUCCUUCCACCGACACACUACUUUCGCACCCCGAUCGCCCACACCCCCGGCCUUUUGCAAGAAUGAUUAUGAAGUCAAUCGACUACUUCGUUCAAGAGCAGUUCGGUGUAACGGGCAUAAUGGCUCUCUGGAUGCCUCUUGGUAAUGCGCUAUUCUACCUAAACAGAAACCGGGAGCCUGAUGAGGAAUACAUUAUGAGCACUAUGAAGAUUUGGCAUAAACCAAGGCUGCCGAGCGCAAUGAGGGAAUUCUUGAAGAGUUUUAGACAUACAGUCGAUAUGAAGACUCUGAUUGCGAGGCCUCUGAGCGAGUUGUAG